AUGAGUUCAUCGAGAUGCUCGUGGCGUCUUAUACUUGCAGCUCUCUUCGCUGCUAUAUUGCUCUUUGAUCUCGUGUCCAUUGCUGCCGCAGCACGACCCUGCGAAGAUGCUGGUCUGCAGCAACACGAUGGCGAGACGAGGCGGCUUCUGAGGACGCGGCGCCCCCCGCCGCCCCCUCGCUCCAAGCCUACCAUCUUUUACUCCCCGCCGCCUCCCCGCCCACCGCCGCCACCACCACCACCACCUCCUCCUCCGCCGCCACCGCCACCUCCUCCUCCUCGUCGACACCGCCGCCACCGCAGCUACCACGGUCGUUACCCACCCCCUAUCAAGCGGUAA
Messenger RNA from Spirodela intermedia, 339 nucleotides. Lineage: Eukaryota; Viridiplantae; Streptophyta; Magnoliopsida; Alismatales; Araceae. The record is from the annotation of a GenBank genome assembly.